UGCCGGCAGGCGGAGCCGGCCCAGCUCGGCGGCCUGGGCCCCGGCGCCGGGAGGUGGCGCCUGCCCGCUCCCAUGGCAACGGCGCGAGGCCGCGCUGGUGCCGCGGGCGGCCGGGCGGGCGGUGGUGUUGGGCCGGCCGGCACCAUGUCCUCCCUGGCCGAGCCCCCCGCCUCACGGGCGCCCUCUCGCUCCCCGGCCCGCUCCCCCGCGCUGUCGCCGGCACCCGGCCCCUCUCGCUGCGGCGGGGAGCGGCGCAGGAACGCCUCGGACGCCGGCGCGGACCUCGGCGCCGUCCAGGAUACACAGUUAAGAUCAGUGGAUCUGAAUCACGUCAUCAAACUACUUCAAGAUUCAGACUCAAACGAUUUGGAAAAAGAGCAGCUGAAAAUUCUCAAGAAGGUAAUCAAGCGUUUUGAAAAUGGGCUUCCCCUUAAGGAUUUAGCACAAAUAAUUGAAAUUCUUAACCUGUGUGCAGAAAAAAUGAAUGAACAAGAAGCUUUCACUGAGCCUUUAUGUGAGCUUAUUAAAUUAUGUGGAUUACCAUUUCAAAAAAACAAAUUAUCUGAUGAAGUAAGCUAUUCCGUGGCAGUUUCAAAAUGUAUUGCGCAACUGGGUUAUUUGAUGAGGGUGCCAAGUUCUCAAGUUAGAAUUCAAAUCUGUAAGUGUGUUGUUAGCUUUUAUAAUGUGGAGCUGCCAAAGAAACUACCUUCAGGUUACCAGCCAACAAGUGCAAACUAUAAAAUUCAGAUGGCUGAAUUAGGAGGAUUAGCAGAAACUCUUGUUUUGUCACUGGCAUUAGUUGAAAAUCGACUUACUGAGAAGUUGUGGGUACUUAAAGCUCUCCAGUAUCUCUCCAGCUCUGGAGUAAAUUGCAGACUUAUGAUGAAGGCCCAAGCAGCCAGCAGACUCUGUUUGUAUCUAAAUGGUGUUGAUCCCUCAGGACAGCUGGUGUUCCGCUCCUCAGAAAUCCUAUGGAACCUGUUAGAAAACACCUCAAAAGAAGAAGUUGUUAAUCAGCUUAGUAGCUUGGAAUGUGUACAUGCUUUGAAAGAAGUAUUUGUAGACCUUCUCAUGCAUGGUUUCCGGCAUUAUGAUCGUCAGCUACGGAAUGACCUCUUGGUGAUUGCCACAUUACUAGCUGAAAACCCUGCAGCACCUAUGAUUGAAAGUGGAUUUACAAAGCUGUUAAUAGUACUUGCAACAUUAUCUGAAGUUAAAAUUCCCAAUCCCUUGGUAAAAGGUCUUAAACUUACCUACUCUUAUGAGGACUUCGAGAUGAAGAAGUUACUAUUUAAUUUAAUAGGAGUCUUAUCUAAAGACCCAUGUGCUGUACAGCUUCUCAGUGAAAAUGAUGUGAUGCCAGCUUUGCUUUGUUAUGUAAAACCCAGUCAAAAGCCUGGAUUUCAUGACUGGUCUGCUGCCCAAUAUGAAGAAUUACAGCUUCAUGCAAUUGCUAUUUUAGCUUCAGUGGCUCCCUUGUUAGUAGAUAAAUAUUUGUCCUGCCAAGCAAAUACUCUUCUCCUUGUGUUUCUAGAAUGGUGUAUAGGCCAAGAUCCUUUCUUUGGUCAAGGUAACAGUUUCCAUGGAACAGGUGGUCGUGGCAACAAACUUGCACAAAUGCGCUACAGCCUGAGAGUGCUGAGAUCUGUUGUGUCCCUUUAUGAUGAUACUGUGAACCUUAAUUUGUGUGACCAAGGAGCAAUUAGCCAGCUAUUGGACAUCCUAAAGUAUGCAGCAAACAAAUCUAAAGAGAAAGAAGAUGCCAUUCUACUGGAAAUCCAAGCUGAUAUAUUAUUUCUUUUGUCUGCUCUCUGUGAAAAUGAUCUCCACAGAAAGGAACUCUUCAGCUAUGAAGGAGUGGAUAUACUUAUCCCAUUCAUUCAGAUGGAUCCAAAGAAGUUAUGUAGCGGAUUAGGCCACAAUUGUCUCCUCUUCAGUGCACUCGACUGCUUGUGGUCCUGUGUCAUUGGAUGUUACAUUGCAGAGGAUUAUUUUCUUGAAAAACAGGGCAUUUUUCUCCUUCUGGAUUUGUUGGCAUUAAAGCAAAAGAACCUGUACAAUAUAAUUCUUGGAAUCUUGGUUGAAUUUUGUGACAACCCUAAAACCACUUCGCACAUCAGUACCUGGCGAGGGGAGAAAGAUCAAACAGCAGCUAACCUUCUAAUACAGCUAUGGAGACAGGAGGAGUUGGAGCUAGGAGUCAAACGUGAUCGAUAUGGAAGGAUUGUUGACAUGAAGAAGCCUAUUGCUAGCAGCUUUCAGCAACAGCAAGAGGUCAUCCCCAUGCCUGCCAACUGUCCCAGCUUUGCCAUCGUGGAAAUUUCAGAAAACAUACGGGCAAAACUUUAUUCAUUAUUGUGCAAGCUAGGUUUUGAAACCUUACCUGGCUUAUCUGCUAAGGAUUUUGUCACACUUGCUAUCAUACAGCGUUAUAUUGACUUUAAAGUUGGAGAAGUUUGGAGUGAACUGUGUGCAGAACUAAAAGAAGAAUUCAAGCCUGUUGGGUCAGAUGAGGAAGCCUUGAAAGCUAUUUCAGAGAUAUCAGAAGAUACUGGAAGAAUGGUUGCUGCUCUGCAGACUGAAGUGCUUGAAAGUCAACAUCACAAAGAAAUCCAAGAGGAGGAAAAAACAUACACAAAGAUCCAAGCUAUCCAUAAGCAGAGAGAAAUGGUAAAUAAAUCUUGGGAAAAUUUCUUGACUCGAACAUCAAACUACGAGGCAUUGAAGAAAGCGAAAAGGCUUCAGGAAAAGUCAAUAGAGGCUUCCAGAUCUAAAUCAAAGACUCAAAAUGGAGCAGUCCGUUCUACUGAUAUUAAAGGUCUCGGUACAACAAUUGGAUCUGGUCGCUUAGUAACUGUUGAAAGUACACCUCCUCAGUUAAUUGGAGGGCCACUGGCUGUUACAGACCUUGCUCUUAGAAAGCCCUCUGUUUGUGAAGGAGCCUUAAAAAAGAUCAAAAGAGUUAAAACGUUGGACUCAGUCAAGAAAGAUUUGGUGCAAGUAGAAUAGAUAGUGUUCUGAAGAGUGCUUUUAAUAUUUUAGUUAACUGUAUGUAUAUUUUAGAUACAAGAUAAAAUCUGUUUGUCAUGCUUUGAUGAAUUGCAUAGAAUAUGUUGAGAGUAAAGUUAUAUUUUGUCUUAACUAAUAUAAACAUGGGGAUGAUUUAUUAAUAAAGUACCCUGUACCAUAUGGUACAAAGGUAUGUUGAGUUUAAUAAUUUUGUGUGCUAGUGUCAGGUUACCCUGAUCUACUAUCAGUAGGUCCACUAUUUAGGUUUUUAUCUCUUGUCAACACAUUCCGCACAUUGCAGUUAAAGUAUCUCCUUUUUUGAGCAGGGUGAUGAACCUUCACAUAAACACAUUCAGUUCUUCAUUUUCCUGGAUACUGUACCAACGUGGGUUUUGUCCAAGUCCAUUUUGUUUCUUGAAUUGCCACCGUUAGCAUCAAGACUUCUGACUUCUCUCAGUUUUCCUCUAAAGACUCACUGAGAAGUUUGUCUGUGCCAACAGUUUCUCUGAGCCUGUUGGAGACACAUGCUGGAAUGUCCUGCUCCUCGUGGGUUUCUCACAGCUCUUUAACUGAUCUUACUAUUCUAAUUAUUUCUUGGGUUAUUGCCCAUAUUGUCUCCAAUAAGAACUCAUCCUUUUCCACCCUAGCACCUCUACAAUACUGACACAAACUUAAUGAGCAGCAGACCUUUUUUUAGAUGACUCAGUUUCUAAGCUAUUGUCUCCUUUCCUAACUUGGGCAAAGCCAGAAUUUGCUAUGUUACAAUAGAGCAAGAUUCCCUGAGGCUGUUACUUCAUUUUAAAACCAGUUGCUAUGCAGUGCAAUGGCAUAAAUUGCUGUGACAUUGCAAGGGGUUCUGUGACAUAGAAGCUCUGGCACCUAGUCUGUCAUUUUUGCCUCUAAGCAACGUUUUGAGAAAAGUACAAGCUUUCACUUUGUUAAAUGCCAACUUGAAAAAUGGAGAUAAAUUUGAGCUAAACAGGUAGAACGUAGUUUCCAACUCCCUUUUUUACUUCCUGAAACAGGGAUGGAGGGGGGUGGUGUGUAAGCAUUUCUUCAAAAUCUGUUUGUCCCUGUAACAAGACAUAGCAGUGCUGGCAUUAAAAAUUAAGGCAGAGAUUUUUGUUUAAUAAUUGUCUACUUAAAUUCUAUAAAAAGGAGAACCUGAAGAAAAUAAUGAAAUAAAACAAACCAGCUAUAUGAAACGGUACUUAAACUUCAGAGAAAUCUCCACAUGUUUAGUUUCCAAAGAUCAGAAGCAUUUUCUUAUGGGCGGGUCUGUUAAACAUUACAUUGUGGAGUAAGACAGUCAUCUAGUACUUCAAGCUAGAGAAAUCGAGCUGUGCUAAUUUCAUUUAAUUUUUAUGCUAGCCCUUUGCUAACUGAUAAUUUUUAAGUAUAAUCUCAUUUCAUUAUGACAUUUUUUUCCCAAAAUUAUCUGCAUAAAAUUUGUUUUCUCAAACAAGCCUGCAUGUGUAUUCCUUGCCGGCCAGCAAAAAAGGUAAGCUAGGGUAUAUAGGGAUUAUUUAACCAAAGUCCUCUGUGUCAAGUAAAGUCUUGCUCAG
Messenger RNA from Grus americana (Whooping crane), 4574 nucleotides. RefSeq names its product cilia and flagella associated protein 69 (gene CFAP69). The record is from RefSeq and is a predicted model, not a curated record. Bases 73 to 3009 code for a protein of 978 amino acids. Gene Ontology annotation, biological process: olfactory behavior; response to odorant; positive regulation of flagellated sperm motility. The transcript is spliced from 23 exons. NCBI's taxonomy places the organism in Eukaryota, Metazoa, Chordata, Aves, Gruiformes, Gruidae. Gene Ontology annotation, cellular component: non-motile cilium; sperm midpiece.